Lampris incognitus (smalleye Pacific opah) is the source of this 858-nucleotide messenger RNA. RefSeq names its product hydroxycarboxylic acid receptor 3-like. Gene Ontology annotation, molecular function: G protein-coupled receptor activity. The record is from RefSeq and is a predicted model, not a curated record. Lineage: Eukaryota; Metazoa; Chordata; Actinopteri; Lampriformes; Lampridae. Gene Ontology annotation, cellular component: membrane. Gene Ontology annotation, biological process: G protein-coupled receptor signaling pathway.
AUGAUGGACACCUGUGUUGUUGAUGGAGACCUUUCAAAACUGCUGCCUCCAAUACUGUUGACCGAGUUUAUUCUGGGUGUUCUCGGUAAUGGUCUUGCUCUCUGGACCAUCUGUUUUCACCUGCAGCCCUGGAAGAGCAGCAUGGUCUUUCUCUUCAACCUGGCCCUCGCCGACCUCCUGCUUAAUGUGGCUUUGCCAUUCCGUGCAAGUUACUACCUAUCUGGGAUUAACUGGAAGCUUGGGGAUACUUUGUGUAACUUUUCACUCUUUUCCUUGGCUAUGAAUCGUGGGGGGAGUGUUUUCUUCCUGAUGGCUAUAGCGAUGGACCGGUAUAUGCGUGUGGUGCACCCCUACCAUCCCAUGAACUACAUGAGCCUUUCUAAGGCCACUUAUUGUUCUGCUGGAUUGUGGAUGUUAACUAUGUUUUUGAACAUCCCCCUACUGACCCACUCUCACUGCUUCAAGUCUGGGAACUCAAUCAAAUGUGAAAGUUUCACUCAUAAGGAAAGGCUGCACAGCACUGUGUUCCUGGAAUUCCUCGUCUCUCUUGGAAUAAUCCUUUUUUGUACCAGGCAGAUUUCCCGCCACCUGCAGGUGAGAGGACUGGUCAAGGAGGCCAAGAUCCGUCGAGUGCAGAGGUUUCUUGGCAUGGUUACCAUUAUGUUCAUCAUCUGUUUUCUCCCUAGCAACAUCACUUGGCUAGCUAUAUUGCUGAGGGGUGUGGGGGAGAUUACCAUCACCAAUCACAGAGAAUGUGAGAUCCAAAAGGCCCUGGAGACUGCCUUCCAUGUUACCAUCAGCCUGACCUACCUCAAUAGCAUGUUGGAUCCUAUAGUCCAGCGUUUCUCAAACCUCUCC